This is a messenger RNA of Pediculus humanus corporis (human body louse), 204 nucleotides long. RefSeq lists its product as uncharacterized. The transcript has 2 exons. The coding region runs from base 1 to 204 and encodes 67 amino acids. The record is from RefSeq and is a predicted model, not a curated record. NCBI's taxonomy places the organism in Eukaryota, Metazoa, Arthropoda, Insecta, Psocodea, Pediculidae.
AUGACCCAAUUUUACUGGCCAGUUAAUCCGGAUGCCGGUUUAUAUAGAAGAAGAGAAUAUGAAGCUGUAAAUGGUCGACACGGAUACAGGCAUACAGAAAGAAUAGGUUUGGGAGAAGAUGGUCAUACAGAAGAAAGAAGAAUUCAACAGAAGAUAAGAGAUGAAAUAGGAGCAUUAAGUUAUCAACCGCCUAUUUUUGUUUAA